Molecule: messenger RNA, 711 nt
Organism: Cotesia glomerata
Lineage: Eukaryota; Metazoa; Arthropoda; Insecta; Hymenoptera; Braconidae
Product: lazarillo protein-like
Exons: 4
Coding region: 101-655 (184 amino acids)
Molecular function (GO): pigment binding
Source: RefSeq, a predicted model, not a curated record
ACUGUGGUGAUAAAAGUGUUGUAUUGCUUAAAGAACUUUUUUUUAAUUAAGUGAGAUUAUUUAUUAUGCUAUAAAAAUUAUUAAAUAAAAAAAAUAUAUUAUGUUACAUACAAUAGUGAUUUUUUGUGUUACUUUAUUUGCUUACGCUGAAGAAAUUAGUCCUGGUCGUUGUCCACAUAUAAUGUUAGAUACUAAGUUAAAUUUAUUGAAGUAUCAAGGACAGUGGCAUGAGUACAAAAGAAGCACUAAUAUUUGGAGUAAUACGGAGAAAUGUACAUCAAUGACAUACAAAAAAAUUGGAAACCGAUGGACGGUCAUAUUUGCAGGGAUUUCAUUAGUACCUGGUUAUACUGGCUCCCAUUCAACAACAUUUUCCGAUGUAUCGCUCAUUGGCAAUAGUAAAAUUGGAGUGACUAAUUACCAAGCCAUUUUAGGCCUGGGUUAUAGCGAGUAUUAUAUUCUUGAAACGGACAACGAAAACUAUUCGAUUGUUUGGAGUUGCGUGAACAAAGGAACUGGACACAAGAGAAAUGCCUGGAUUCUUAGUAGAAAGAGACGCCCAACCAUAGAUAUUGACAAAAUAGCCAGGAUAACAUUUGCGAAACAUUGUAUUGAAAUACCAGCAAUGUCUAAAGUUAAUCUCGAUGAUUGCUAACAAAGUUUAUUAAUUAUAGUUAUAAAUUUUUUUUUUUUUUUUUUAAUAGAUUUAUU